Messenger RNA from Chelonoidis abingdonii (Abingdon island giant tortoise), 4106 nucleotides. It is a transcript of the gene CMPK2, whose product is annotated as cytidine/uridine monophosphate kinase 2. The record is from RefSeq and is a predicted model, not a curated record. Gene Ontology annotation, molecular function: dTMP kinase activity; nucleoside diphosphate kinase activity. Gene Ontology annotation, biological process: dTDP biosynthetic process; dTTP biosynthetic process; dUDP biosynthetic process. Lineage: Eukaryota; Metazoa; Chordata; Testudines; Testudinidae. Gene Ontology annotation, cellular component: cytoplasm; mitochondrion.
AGUUCUCUUGUGAUUCGCCAAUUGUUAGAAAACAUUAUUUCAAACAAAGUUACUUACAGAAGCUCUCAUAAAACUAGAUAACUCUGGAACCCACUUUGGAUGCUUCUGGUUCCUAUUUCAAAGUAGGUGAAUGUUAAAAUUGACUAAAGCAAGUUUAGCUGUAUCCAUAGCUAUCUGUUAAAUGGAAAGUUGUUAAAGAAACAGGGAGUGCUUAUGCAAGGCAUCCUGCCUAUUCUUAUUUAUUUAAUUUAAAGUUUUACUUCCAGUAUAUUUAAGUCCAUAACUAUAGUGUUCAAGACACUGAAGACAAAAAGUACUGGGUCACAUUAGGGUCUGGCAGUAUUGUGCUGCUCUGAUAAUACAGAGGUGCUGUAAACUUGCCUUAACUGGCCAGUUAAACAGGGUUUAUGGCUUCAAAGCAGUUUAUUCUAUUUAGAGACUGUUUGGAUCCAACUAUGCUCUCACUGCAGUCAAUACGAGCUUUGCCAUUGAUUUCGGCUGGUAAAAGUAGGCCCCUUAUGUAUUGUCUACUUUUUGCCCCAAUGUUUUAUUGCUAGGGACAUUUUCAAGGAAACAAUAUAUUUUAAGUGUUGAUAUGCUCUUGCUAUUUAAAAUCCCCACUCAGUGAAGUCAGCCCGUAUGAUCUGCAGGAUUUACAUAGAUAUUUGCAUAGAAAUCUAUCUGCUAUCAUAUACAGAGCUCCUGACUAGAAAUGGAGGAUAAACUGCUGAAGAGAUGAGGGCUGCCUGCAGAUUUAAUCUCCAUCUCCAUGUUCCUAUUGAAAAAUGGACUAAGCAGAACCAGAUACACCUCUACCCCAGUAUAAUGGGACCUGAUAUAACAUGAAUGUGGACAUAACGUGGUAAAUGGAGCUGGGCUGAACACUCCGGGGGAAUCAAAGCAAGUUCGAUAUAAUGCGGUUUCACCUAUAACGCGGUAAGAUUUUUUGGCUCCCAAGGACAGUGUUAUAUCAGGGUAUAGGUGUAAUGAUAAUCCUCCUGAUAGGAUGCUAGUCUUCCCCACCCCACUUUUCCAUUUGUGAUGAUAACUCAACAAGCCUUUGAAAGGUUUCCUCCAGGUGAUUUUUCACAUAGUCAUUAUUACUGGGCUAUUUGGGUGGCUGAUCUCCUCUCUUUCCCAGAAGUAUGUAAGUUUCUUUUUACAGGAAGAGCCUGACUUGCACACCCAGAUAAGAUAUGAGAGCUGUACGUCUGAUGAUAUGAGCUGCUUCAGAAAGGAAACAGCAUGUAGCCCUAUUAAAAUACCUGCGGGUUUCAGCUCCAGUUCAAAGCCCCAGCGAUAGCUCGGGGGCUGGCGGCUAACAAACUCCCUGUCGCUUUCGGUUCUCCCCCCCCGCAUCAGGUUUCCCUUUCCCCGCCCUUGCCGUGGAGGAGGCGGAGGGUCCUUGGCGCGGGCUCGGUUUCGUUUCUCCGGGUGGCUGUGGCGGGAUGUUACAUCCCGGCCGGUUGCUCCGGCUCACGCUGCUGCCCCGCUCGCUCUCCGCCAUGGCGGCGCCUCCCGCCGGCGCCUCCGGACAGUGCUUCGCCGCGGAGGGGCCCGGCCCGGACCUGGUCUGCUUCACCCUCAGCGCCAGCAGCAGCGGCCGCCCCGAGCCCCGCUGCUUUGUGCCCGCUCCGGGGAGGUGCUAUUCCCUCUGCGUCCCCGCCGCCCCUAGCGUCCCGGCGGCCAGGCUGCACCGGCGCUUGCAGCAAAGGCUGAGGCAGGAGCCGUUCGGGAGAUGCCAGGUCCUGGGGCUCCUCUGCUACGGGGCGCAGGCUGCGCUGGAGAAGGGCUUCCUCAUCCAGGACCCGCAGGGGGGCCCGGAGACCGAGCGCGCCCUGGAGGAACUGCUGCGGGGCCUGGGCGAGCUGCCGCCGCCGCUGGGCGUGUACGAGGCGGGCGAGCGGGGCGAGCUGUGGCAGUGCCUGUGGGCCCUGCGAGGGGCGGGCGGCAGAGAGCUGCUCCACAGAGCCCGCGUGGUGGCCGCCGAGGAGCCGCCGCUGCACCCCGCAGUGCCCGGUCUCCGCCACGCCGCCGUGUUCCACUCCCUGGAGGCCGCGCGCAGCGUGGUGGAGCAGUGCACAUCGUUCAUCCCUGAAGCCACAGCUGUCCUUGAUCUAGUGGAUAAAUGCCCCAAGCAUUCAAAAAAGGGAGAAUUUCCUGUCAUAGUUAUUGAAGGAUUAGAUGCAACAGGCAAAACUACUGUAACCCAGUCGAUCAAGAACUCACUGAAUGCACUUCUCUUAAGGUCACCACCAGCUUGUGUCAGCCAGUGGAGGAAGACUUUUGAUGUUGAACCAACACUCAUCAGGAGGGCAUUUUAUGCUCUGGGCAACUACAUUGUUGCUUCAGAAAUAGCAAAAGCAUCCACUGAGUCACCUGUGGUUGUAGACAGGAGAUAUAGGUGUGAGUUCAGAUACCCAACCUAUCUACAUAUUGGAAAAAUAACCAUAAUCAAGUAUUGGCACAGCACUGCUGCCUAUGCAAUUGCCACUGAAAUAAGUGGAAAAGUGCAGAAUCUUCCUCCAACUCACCAUGAGGUGUACCAGUGGCCUGAGGACCUGCUCAAACCUGAUCUUGUCCUGCUGUUGACAGUUAGUCCUGAGGAGCGGAUCCGGAGACUGCAGGGAAGGGGGCUGGAGAAAACAGAGGAGGAAACCGAGCUAGAAGCUAACAGUUUGUUUCGCCAAAAAGUUGAAGAGUCAUACAAAAGGAUGGAGAACCCUGGAUGCCAAGAGGUUGAUGCCAGCCCCUCCAGAGAAGAGGUUCUGAGGACUGUUUUGUACCUAAUUAAAAAACACUGUGGUUCAUUAUAGCUGCUUUUGUGUGGCAACAUUUACAGUGAGUUGCUUUUGUGUCCUCUAUUUUUCCUCCCUGGAAAUGCACUCCAUUCAGCUCUUUUCCAUCCAAAUAAGCUGUUCCAGAAUUCUCAGACAGAAGAGUCUCCCCUUUCCUCUACCCAAUCUAAACAGUGUUUUUAUACUAACUCUUUCAUUGCUGCCUAAUGUACUUUUGUAUAUAGAGCAAAACACAACUCACAUGCUGUCCACCAUCUCUGGUGCAGCCACUAACAAAUCAUUAGGGACCAACCAGGUAUAUGAGACGGUAAUAGGAAUGUGCUGGCAUUUCUAACAAUGUCAUUGUAUUCCAUCACUGCAUAGAAAACAUGAUCCUGCAUUCCUUGCAUGCCCAAACUCCAAGUGACUUCAGUGUGAGUUUUGGGUGUGUAAGGAAUGCAGAAUCAGGAGGAGAAUCUGAAACUCAGUCUAGCAGUAAAGCCAUUAAAUGAUCCAACAUUCAGAAACCUGGAAACCACAGUCCCAGUGUUGGUUACUAAAAUUGGAAUUUGGAUAUUAGAGUGAUGGGCAUCCUGCACAGAUGUGAAAUAAAUGAGGGCCCGAUUUUCCCAAGUGCUGGGUACCAAUAACUCCUGUGGAAGUCAGUGGAAGCUAUGAGUGCUCAUGCUUCAGUACCAGGCUUUGAAAAAAUCAGACCCUGAGUAAAUAAAUACAAAUAUGUCAAUACAAAAAAAGGAAAGAUCUGAAUUGCAGGUCAAACCAUUUAAAAGAGAGUUAAGUGGAAGGAGGGCAGAGUCUGCAUACUGGCAUGUUAGAAACAGGGACCUGAGAGAAAUCAAAAUAUAAAACAUUUUGUAAAUAAUAAACAGAAUAUUUUUCUAAAUAGAUUUUUCCCCCAACCUAUUUUUAAUGCAUUAAUGUUAUUUCUCAAUGUUAUUUGCUGGCCUUUUGAUGGAAUUAAUAUAAAGCAGAAAGACAUGGAGAAUCUACUUGCAACAUUCAUUUUAGUCAGUUUUUUCAGCACUUUAUCUGUGCUGAGGUAUGUUUUAUGCAGAGGUAGCUGGACACCAUCUCUACCCUGCAAAGACUUAUGCAUAAGCUCAACUCUAUACACAUGGGUACUCAUGUUGGGGCUACUCACCAGUCAUAAAGCCGAACAUGUGUGUAAGUCUUUGCAGGAUUAGGGCCUAACUGAAAUUCAAGAUGGAAACUUGGCAUUUUAUUUCUAAUCUUGUUUAUAUUUGUUCCUUUAUUAAAUAAGCACAAUUGCUCUAUAAAUAUCUCUUGUCAAUAAAUGUUUUAAAAAUG